Raphanus sativus (radish) is the source of this 1800-nucleotide messenger RNA. RefSeq lists its product as uncharacterized. Lineage: Eukaryota; Viridiplantae; Streptophyta; Magnoliopsida; Brassicales; Brassicaceae. The record is from RefSeq and is a predicted model, not a curated record. Bases 1046 to 1696 code for a protein of 216 amino acids. The transcript has 4 exons.
UGCGACAAUGCUUUUCGUAUAACGCUUGUUCGUUUCAUCGACGCAGGGAUCGGCGUCCAGCGUCCAGCGUCAGACGCAGCGUCCAGCGUCAGACGCCGAAAAAAAACAGCGUCAGCGUCAAAAAAUCUGCGUUUUUUAGCUUAUUUACAAUUUUACCCUUAACCUAAUUCAUUAUUUAUAAAAAAAAACCUAUUAUUUGACGCAGCCGCUACUCUUCUCCUCCAUUUGACGCUUCUCACAGACCUCUUCUCACAGACCUCUAGAUCUCCAUCUCUCUCUCUCCAUCUCGUGCUCUCUCCCCAUCUCGAGCUCUCUCUCCAUCUCGUGCUCUCUCCAUCACUCCAUCUAGUGCUCUCUCCAUCUCUCCAUCUCUCUCCAUCUCAUGCUCUCUCUCUCUCUCUCCAUCUCGAGCUCACUCUUCAUCACUCCAUCUGGAAACCAACGGGACUCACCUCUUCAUUCUGUUCAGACCCCUCAGGCUCUCACUCUCUGCCAAGCUCUCGACGACCCUCUUAGCACUCUCUCAAGGUGCUCUCUUCUCAAGCUCACACUCAUCAGCUCUCUCUUUCUCUCCCCGUCAAACAUCUCUCGAGCUGUGUCUGUGUCUCAAGAUCACCCUGCCAAGCUCUCACUCUCAAGCUCACUCUCUCUUUAAAGUGUUCUCUCGUAUUAAGCUCACUCUCUCCAAGCUCAGAUACUUGAAGCAUUACAUUACAAGCAUUACAACUCAGACUCUCUCUCUCUCUCAAGCAUUACCCAGCUCUCUCAAGACAAGACUAAGCGGGUUAUUGCUUCAAGGUAUCAAAGAUCAUUGGAUACGGUACAAAGGAAGCUUGAUGAUGUCUUGUGUGCUCUUCUCAAGUUUGCAGCAGAUACACUAAGACCACAAGAAGGCGAGUUUGAAAGAGUAAGUCCUGUUGUGAGGAAUAAUCGUCAGUAUUGGCCUCAUUUCAAAGAUUGUGUCGGAGCACUUGAUGGAACGCAUGUCCCGGUUCGUCCUCCAAGUCAGAAUGCAGAAGCCUAUAAUGGUAGAAAAGGAGUUACAAUGAAUGUUCUUGCUAUAUGUAACUUCGAUAUGAAGUUCAUAUAUGCAUAUGUCGGAGUACCUGGUAGAGCACAUGAUUCAAAGGUCUUGACUCAUUGUGCGAGGAAUGAGGCUUCUUUCCCACAUCCUCCUCCUGGAAAGUACUACCUAGUUGAUUCCGGAUACUCGACCAGGACAGGGUAUCUUGGUCCGCAUCGUAAUAUGCGAUAUCAUAUUCCUCAAUUUCGUAGAGGAGGACCACCAGUUAGUGCACGAGAGCUGUUUAACAAAAGGCAUUCAAGUCUGCGAUCAUACAUUGAGAGGACAUUUGGAGUAUGGAAAGCAAAAUGGAGGAUUUUGGACCGUAAGCAUCCAAAAUAUGGUCUGGUCAAGUGGAUUAAGUUGGUGACAGCGACGAUGGCGUUACACAACUUCAUACGUGAUUCACAUCGGGAUGAUCAAGAUUUUUUAGAAUGGGAAAAUGUUGAUGUUGGAGUUGAAGAAGCUCAUAGUGAUGAUGAUGAAGAAGAAGAAGAAGAAGGAGGUGAUGAUGAUGAUGAUGAUGAUGAUGGUGGUGGACAUAUUGAAUAUGAACCGAGAGGUGAUACAGCAAUGGAGGCUUUGCGUGAUAACAUCACAAACGGAUUUGGUAGAGGUCGUUUACCAUAUUAAAUUAUGUUUAAGUUAAUGAUUUUUUUUUAAGACUUGUUGUAAUAUUUGUUUUAUCAACCAACUUAAUUUAAUGUUUCUUUUAUCUAUAAAACAUAUUUGCCUUA